AUGACUGCUAAAGUUGCCUUGGUGACGGCUUCAUCAGCAGGCCUUGGUGCGGCGAUUGCUUAUGCCCUAAUUACAUCCUACCGAGUUGUGAUUAAUUACAACUCUAGGCCCCAGCACGCUGAAGCUGUACUUCAACAGCUCCGUCAUUUAUCCGCUGCUGCUGGCAUCCCCUCUGACGAUGGAGAGCCAAGGGCGGUAGCCAUACAGGCCAAUGUAACCCAAGCCGCCGAUACUCAUCGCCUCGUGGCAGAGACGGUAGCAAAGAUGGGCCGGUUGGAUGCCGUGAUUUCUAAUGUCGGCUGGACACAUAUUCGAGAUUUUUCAAACCUUGACGAUAAUUUGGAGGAAGAUGACUGGGAUUCAUGCUUUACAGCUAAUGUAAAGAGCCAUCUGAGUCUUCUCCAAGCAUCUAGGGAACACCUGGACAAAACACACGGCUCAUUUAUAACAAUUGCCAGUGUCGCUGGGGUGAAGCCAAGCGGCAGCUCUUUGCCGUAUGCUGUGACCAAGGCUGCGCAAAUAUAUAUGGUCAAAUGCUUAGCUGGUAUGGUGGGUCCCAACAUCCGGAUCAACUCUGUCUCGCCUGGAAUCCUGAUGACGGAUGUGGCAGAUCAAGUAAAAUGCCUCCUACAGAACCUGUCCAUAACUGGCGUAAAUGUAGUCAUAGACUCGGGAUUUUCCUCAACCUGA
Molecule: messenger RNA, 690 nt
Organism: Clonostachys solani
Lineage: Eukaryota; Fungi; Ascomycota; Sordariomycetes; Hypocreales; Bionectriaceae
Source: the annotation of a GenBank genome assembly